Messenger RNA from Rotaria sp. Silwood1, 414 nucleotides. The record is from the annotation of a GenBank genome assembly. NCBI's taxonomy places the organism in Eukaryota, Metazoa, Rotifera, Eurotatoria, Philodinida, Philodinidae.
AUGCUCAUUGUUGCGCAAUGUGGUGAUUUACCAAAAUGGCCGUUCGUCAAGGAAUACACAAAUAGUAUGAUUGGUUCACAUGCUGAUAUUUUAUUGAGGGAUUUAAUCAUAAAAUAUGAACAUGAUAUUCAUCUCAAUACGAUUCAAGUUGUCAAAGCCUUAAGAAAAGUAGCCAAUCAAGUACAAGCACAUGAUAGUUGUUUUGAUCCACCUACAUAUAUAAAAUAUCAAUACGUGCCAUAUGAAAUGGAUCAUCGUUCGGCAUCACUUACAGUUAGCUAUGCCUAUGAUGACUGGACGAUCAGUAAUGUCAUGUAUGCUGCAGGUCUUAUCGAUGAAGCACAAGAAUAUCAUAAUCGAUCACGACGGUUUGAACAUGCAUUCGAUAAUAAAACAAAAUUUUUCUGUGCUUGA